Drosophila nasuta is the source of this 3960-nucleotide messenger RNA. RefSeq lists its product as uncharacterized. NCBI's taxonomy places the organism in Eukaryota, Metazoa, Arthropoda, Insecta, Diptera, Drosophilidae. The record is from RefSeq and is a predicted model, not a curated record.
GCCGCGAGCAGUUCGUUUAGUAGUGCACGCUGCAUGCUGUUGUCGUCGUCUGUUUUGACGGUCUGCUUCGUAUCGCGAGUUGACGAACGAGUGUCUGAGUGUGUGUGUGAAAAAGUGCGUGCGCGUGUGUGUGUGCGUCUCUAUGCACCACAAAAUUUGCAGUUGCUGCUGCUGCAUUACAAUUAUGCGAUAAUUUUGCUGCGUUACGCUCAAAAACUGCAGCCAACUCCAUCGUUGACGUCGUCGUCGUCGUCGUAGUUGCCGCUCGCGUUGUGUUGACAGCUGCCGCACGCCGCUGAAGCAUCGUCUACGUCUUUUUCUGCUUCUUCGUCGUUUUGCCUUCACCAUCGUCUUUGGCUUUGGCUUUGCCCCGUUGCCUUUUGGGUUUCUUGGCUGCCGAACGUUGCACAAAACAAAAAAAAAAAAAAAAGACAACGACAAAUAAAUAACAUAAACAAAGACAAAGACAAACACAGCAAACACACCUGCUGCCUGUCUGUUGUGUGCUCCCAUUCUUGCAUGGUUUUCUUUUUGUUGUUGUUGGUUUUCGCCUGCUUCUUCUUACGUUUGCCGGUUUCGCGAGCUGUCGAAAAAGUGUGAAACUUCAUCAGCAAAAAAAACUCUACAACGAUCUCAGAGUGGAGUGGACUGGAGUGGAGACAACACACUAAACUGUCAGCGACCAACUGGAAAGGAGAGAAGACAAAUUGUCAAAGCGCGCGCAAAGUGAAUGUAAAGAAAAGCGCAACACUGAGGAUGGGAAUGUGGAGCUUAAGGCAGAUUAUUGAUUUCGUCAACUGAAUAAACAGCUAAACAUCUAUAAAAGAAAAUAAUCUCGUGAUUGCACAAUUUACAAACAAAAACAAAUAACAAAUAACAAACUCUCAAGCUCAACUUGCAACUGCCUCCGUGUCGUUUGUUGUGUUACUUUGGUUAAUUGAUUUCAGUUGCUUUUGCUGUUGCUUUUCCCUUGGCUUUGUCUUUGACUGUUGUCUUGGGCCAAUGCCAAUGCAAUGAGGCGUUUCAGCGACCAUAACAAUAACAGCAGCAGUAACAACAAUUUACCAAUACCCAGAAACAAAAACAACAACAAUUCGGCGACAAUUGCGUGCGCGUUUCGGGCGCGUUUUUUUGCUACGCGCGUUUUUUAAUUAAUUUGAAGCGUUUCUGUUGCCGUUGCUGCUCCCUCGCGAGUGUGCGUGUGUAAAUGCGUGUGUGUGUGUGUCCAGCCGGAAAUCAGCAAUUUAAUUUACAAUAAGACGAUUUAAAGGGCCGACCCAAAAAAACAAAACACAAACGAAAACGAAAACAAAAAGUGUGGAAAAACAACACAUAAAAAGAAACAGAUCCCGAUCCAGAAAUUAAGCACGACACAAAAAAAGGAAUCCGCUGAGGAGAAGCUGCCAAAAUGUUCGCGGGCAUCAGGAAACGUUUGGCACGCAAGCAGAACGAAAAGGAUUGCGAUGAGGAUGACAAGGACGAUGUGCAUGACAUAAUGCCGCCACCCAACUACAUACAAAUCUCGCAGGGAAAAAUCCAGUUGGUGCAUCAACCGCGUUCCCUGGACCACGAGAUGACCGGCAGUCGCAGUCCCGCCACACUGACCUUGGAGCGAGGCGAUAAGGAUGUGUUGGAAAAGCGCAUGAUUGAAGUUGAAGGCGCGCUGCUGCGUUUGCAGGAGCAGUUCCACAAAAGCCAAUGCGGGUCACCGACUUUCGAGAAGGAGCUACGCGAACAAAUUGAGAACAUGAAUCGCAUUAUGAAAUCCAAAGAACGCAAACAACUGCAGACAUGUCGGGAUCACAAGGCACUCCAGACUCGCUUUGCGCGCCAGGAGAGUUUGCUGCACUCGAUGCAGCAAGAGAAUCGAGCACUGCUGACGCGCAUCCGACAAUACGAACACUGUCUGGAUGAUGUGAUGCGCAAGGUGGUGGACGCCAUUGUGGCCGAGGAUAAUCUGCGCGAGGAAGUCAGCAUGCUGAAGAGUCGAGUGCGUGAUCUGGAGGCCCAGAAUGCGGCGCUAUCGGCGAGUCCGGUUAAGGGGAGGGACGAGGGCUACUGCACAAUGAGCAGCGGACAGCCGCAGCCAUCGAAUGGUCAUCUGGAGGAUUUGCCCGAGGAGCCGGAACAGUGGCUGCUGCCAGCGGAGCCGUGCUCGACUGAAAUGGAAGACUGGAGCAUGUCGCAGGAGGAGCUGGCUGUGAUAACCUUCGACGAUGAGCGCGAUCAUCAGCAGCAUCAACAGCAGCAACAGUUGCAACUGCAGCUGCAGCGAAGGAAGCGAGAGCACGACUGGCUCUGGCCCUCGAGUGACUUUAUCAAUUCGACAACCGUUGAGACUGACUCGCUGACCGAUGGCAUCGCGCAGCUGCUGCAGCAGAAGAUUGUCUACUCAGAGGAUGAGGAGGUGGCCUGCACUGAUUUUACCAACGACUUUUACAAGCUGGUCAACAUACGCUCCAAUUCGUCGCGCAGUUUGUUCUCCUACCUCGAGGGCGAGACCGAUGAUGAGGACGAGGAUGACGAGCAGGACUCGAGCAUGUCGGAGAGCCAGGCCAAGGCUCGUGACAGUCCCACGCCCAGUGAGGCGGGACGGGCGCAACUGACGAGCUGCUCCUCCAGCGAAACCGAUGAGCAUUCAGUCACACAUCCGCCACCAUCACUGCAACAGCCGCAGCCGGAGCAUGAAGAGGAGGAGGAGGAGGAGCACGACUAUGCAGUGAUUGAGGAGUGCCGACGACGUGUGAGUGACAUUGAGAUCGAGGAUGUGCCGCUAAUCAAUGCUGUGGUCACCGCACCGCUGCUCAACGAACAGCAGUGCAUAGCACAGAUCAUCAAGACCGAACUGCGUCGUCCGCCCCACGUGCUGGUCAAGUCCAAGUCGGUGCUGGAGGAUCAGGAGCCCAGCUGCAUACUGCGCCACAAUCAGCGACGCGAACUCGAGUCCAGCGUGGUCCGCAGCGAUAGCAUCAGUUGUUCGCUGAUGGCCAAAAUGGCCAAGGAGCCACCGCCAGCUCCCGCCGUGGUCACCAAGCUGAAGGAGCGUCUGUUGCAGAGGCAUGCGCCGCCAGCGAAUUCGUGGCGCCGCAGCAACGGUUGGAAGCGUGUGACGUCGCCCGUGCAAGCGGCAGCGCUUGUUUCACCAAAGAAGGAAACAAAGACAACGGCAACGGAGCUGUCAAAGAGCUGCCACAAAGCGCCGCCAACAAGAAUUCCAACAUGCAUUCACACAUCCUCCUCAUCAUCGACAUCGACGUCAACAUCAUCAACGUCAUCGUCGCCAUCGUCACCGUCGCCGCAGACACCGCAAAAAACUGAAACGCAGCAGCCGCAACGUAAAUCCAAAAUUCCACCGCCGGUUCCUGUGCGUCGUUCCUACGCCAGUUAAAGAGACGCCCCCAUGCGAUGAACCCUUCUUCCCCCCAAAACAUAACAAAAAAACAAAAACAAUCUCAAAAAGAAUAAAACGACAAAAGAUACGAGAAACCCUAUAAGUAUAAGUUAAGCGUAAACGGAGUGGAGUUACUAUUCCCAAAUCGAGAGUACGCGCAUAGUUCUGGGGAAUACACUCCACAACAUACACAUAUAUAUAUAUUUAAAGAUUUAAAAAGACUAAAUUGUGAUAUAUUCAAACUAAAACUGAGGAGACAGAGGCAGAAGUAGAGUGAAGAAGGCAAAAGUAAAUUGCGUAUCUUCGAAAUACGAAUCAUAUUUAUAUUGAAUAUUGUAAGUUUUUUUGAGAAUGUUUUCCCCGAUUUAGCGUUUUGUAAUUGCCAAUUGUUCCAAGUAUUCAACAAAAGAAAACAAAAAGCAAACGCACUCGACGCGCUCUAUAUGAUUUUGUAGAACGACGUACGAAGUGUUCCCAAAGACAUGUGUUCGAAAAUUGCAUUUCCAACUGAAUAGAUUUCUCUUAAAAAAAUAUAUAUGUAAUCUGUAUACAAUAUAAUGAUAAUUAAU